AUGGCGCCCUCACGAGCACUUCGGCCCAUGCAGAACAUCUGCGCGACCUGUCUGAAGCGACAGCAACCUGCCAUAAAACGCUUCUACUCAGCUCCAGCCAAUGAAUCCGCGCUCCCUCGAGUCGCAACCCCCUCCUUCUGGUCCAGCCUGGUACCCAAACCGCUGCGCCGGCAGCAACCAUCCCUGGAAGAGUCUGCUACAACACCGCCGCGGCCUGGAUUUCUAAGCCGGGUAUGCACUCGCCCUCGAGACUGGAACCCAUACACCAUCUUCAUCCUCCUCGGGCUUCUCGCCGGCAGCAAUGCUAUUCAGAUUCUCGCACUGCGCAAUGACAUGCUCAAGUAUACGCGCCAGACGGAAGCUAAGCUGGGUCUGCUACGGGAGGUAGUGCAGAAGGUGAAGAAUGGGGAGGAGGUAGAUGUGAGGAAGGCGCUUGGGACGGGUGAUGAGCAGACGGAGCGGGAGUGGGAGGAGAUGGUGAAGGAGUUGGAGGAGACAGAUACGGUGAUUGAGGGGUGGAAGCGGAAGGCGGAGAAGAGGAAGGAGAGGGAGGCGGCACGACUUAGAGAGGGUGGUGGGCCGGGCGAUGUGAAGGAGAGCAGGAGGACUAAAGAGAGGGUCGAGCCAGAGGUUGAGAGGGAGACGAGUCAAAGACGACCAAAGUUCGUGGUCUAA
Molecule: messenger RNA, 675 nt
Organism: Saxophila tyrrhenica
Lineage: Eukaryota; Fungi; Ascomycota; Dothideomycetes; Mycosphaerellales; Extremaceae
Exons: 1
Coding region: 1-675 (224 amino acids)
Source: RefSeq, a predicted model, not a curated record